Molecule: messenger RNA, 549 nt
Organism: Penicillium waksmanii
Lineage: Eukaryota; Fungi; Ascomycota; Eurotiomycetes; Eurotiales; Aspergillaceae
Gene: aspf34
Product: cell wall protein PhiA
Exons: 2
Coding region: 1-549 (182 amino acids)
Source: RefSeq, a predicted model, not a curated record
AUGCAGCUCAAGAACAUCGUCAUUGCCACCGGCCUCGCGGCCACUGCCACUGCCACCCCCGCCGCUCAGUCCAGCACUUUCGGCGUCGUUGCAAUCCACUCUGGGUCUGGUGUCCAGUACUCUGCGUUCAACGCCGCCAAGAGCAGCAUCUUUGCUGGUUUGUCCACUCAGAAUGCCAGCUGCGCUCGCCCCAAGGAGCAGGAUGCCACCUUCUACAUCAACGAUGGUGCCCUUUACCUUUACGACAAGUCCGCGACUCCCCAGGAGAUCUACGUCGACCGAUCUGGCAUGGGCCAGGGAAAGAUCGGAUACACCACUGGCGCCCAACCUGCUCCCAAGAACUCCGAGCGUGAGGGAUGGGCUCUCAAGGAUGGUCACCUGCAGUUCGCUGGAAAUGACCUGAUUGCCUGCCCCAACAGCAUUGACGGCGCCUGGUCUAUCUGGGCUUCUGCCGGAGUCUCAAACCCUGCUGGCAACAAGGACUGCGUCGGUAUCGCUGCUCGCAUCGAGAAGACUUCCAACCCCAAUGGCUGCCUUUACACCGAGUAA